AUGAACAAAGAAAGACUUAAAUACAAAGAGGAGAUUGAAAAACUUAGAGAUGCCCAAGAGAAGCUUAAGUUAAAUCUUUCUAAAAAGACCAGUGAGCUCAACCAAAACAAAGCUGAACUUUCAGAAGAAAAAAACAAGAACGAUAAACUUGAGAGAAAAAUUAAAGCGCUGGAAUUAAUUCAAAACAAAACCGACGAAAGACGGCAGAAUGUUGUGAUCAAAAAGCUAAAAGAACAGCUUAUUAGACCCCUCACAGGUAUGGAGGGAACAGGAACUCCUGUUAGACCUUCAGAAACAUGUCACUGUGUUGUGUCAAUACCUUCACUGGCAGAGGAGCAGAAGCUUAACAUGUCUAAAAAGCACAAGGAGAUUAAAGAAAAGACCCGUGAACUUGAACAAGAGAAAAUCAUGCAGUAUAGGCUUGAUAAGGUAAUAAGAAAUCUGGAUAGUAACAAAGAGAAUGUGAUGACACAGACUUGUGCAGUUCAUAUAAUAGAACCUCAAGAUUUAAUCGAGAGAUGGAACUCCAUUGGCAUCGAAACGACACCCAUAGGCAGCGAAACGACACCCACAGGCAGUGAAACGAAACCCACAUGCAGAAAAACGAAACCCACAUGCAGAAAAACGAAAUCCACAUGCAGAAAAACGAAAGCCAAAGACAGUGAAACGAAAGCCACAGACAGUGAAACGAAAGCCACAGACAGAGAAACCAGAGAGGACAGAAGACAAACACAUAACAACACGGACUAAAGUCCAACCACACAUAUGCAAACCUGAAUAUUAUGCUUGUGUUUUCCCAAAGCUUUGAGAACAGCUUGAAGGGGAAAAAAAGAGUUUGACAAUAAUCUGAAUGAAAAAUAAAAAAUAA
Molecule: messenger RNA, 868 nt
Organism: Cyprinodon tularosa
Lineage: Eukaryota; Metazoa; Chordata; Actinopteri; Cyprinodontiformes; Cyprinodontidae
Exons: 3
Coding region: 1-750 (249 amino acids)
Source: RefSeq, a predicted model, not a curated record